CUCCUUUCCAUCCCGCCCCGCCCCUCAGGCCGCUCCCGCCGGGCCCCGGCCCCGGGCAGGUGGGGCGAGCGGGCGGGAGCAGCGGCCGUGGGACUAGGGAGAACGGUCACGCUCACGAAAGCUGGAGGCCGCAGCUCCGCAGCUUGUUGAAGCCCCAACUUCGUAGGGGUCGGCUGUUCCUAGCCGGACAGGCCUUGCGGUGCAGGUGUGGUGGGUCUGAACGUGUGCUGCGAGCGACCAGCGCCUUGCCUCGCACGAUGACAUUGAUGUUGCCCCGCCACAAAAGAUCAGGCUUAAUGUGGAAGAUGAUGUACAAAUUGUGACUGUAAGAAAAACUCUGAAAGUCACAAAGCCUCGUUUUGAUGCGUCCCUAGUUUACUUGACCCGAAAAUUCAUGGAUCUUGUAAAAACUGCUCCAGAUGGCAUACUUGAUUUGAAUGAGGUAGCAACAACCUUAGGAGUGCGAAAAAGAAGAGUAUAUGACAUCACCAAUGUAUUGGAUGGAAUUCACCUUAUACAGAAAAGAUCUAAGAACCUUAUCCAGUGGGUAGGAUCUGACCUUGAUCAUGUUGCUGGAAAGGCACCAGAGCAACAAAAACUCAGAGAUGAACUUUCUGACUUAUCAGCCAUGGAAGAAGCUCUUGAUGAAUUAAUUAAGGACUGCGCUCACCAGUUGUUUGAAUUAACGGAUGAUAAAGAAAAUGCAAAAUUAGCUUAUGUUACAUAUCAAGACAUCCAUAGUGUUCAGGCCUUUCAAGAACAGAUUGUUAUUGCAAUCAAAGCUCCAGAAGAAACUAAACUGGAAGUGCCAGCUCCUAAAGAGAAUUGCAUAGAAGUACGCAUAAAAAGCACAAAGGGGCCUAUUGAUGUAUAUUUGUGUGAGGUGGAACAAGAAAACCCAGGUGCCAAAACUUUUGAAGAUAUGGGUACUCUGACAUCUGAAACUAAAUCAGCAGUACCUCUUGAUGAAGAGCCGAGGGAGAAAGCCAGCAGCGCCUGGGAGGCUGCUGUUACCGACUCCCAAUUAGAGCAGGGGGCAGUGGAACAGACACCCAGGGAAGCUGUGAACUCUCCAACACUGGAGGUGUUCAAGAAGAGCCUCCGGACAUCGCAUUCAAGUCUAGAAAAGAUGCCAAGGAGGGCAAGAGUCACCCCUAAAGAACGUGUCGCUCAGUUUGGCAAGGAUAAAUUUCACACUGACGGUUCUGUGCUAUUCUGCACUGCAUGCAGCAAGGCUGUAGAUCACAUUCGAAAGCAGACGAUUGUAGAACACAUCGAAAGUGCUAAGCAUAAACAGAAUGAAAAGAGACAAAGAGAAGAUGCUGAAACUGCAGGGCCGUCAGCAGCAUUAAAGAAACAAGGCAUUGCGACUACGCCAUUCCAGAGUUCUACAGUUGCCAAAGACCACUGUGACACUGUCACUUCAGAUUUUUUUCGAAUGUGUUUAAAAGCAGACUUUCCUCUGCAUAAAAUGGAUUUACCUGUUGUCAGGGACUUUUUGAGCAAGCACAUUAAGGGAGGCAGUGCUAUUCCCAAAUCCGACCAGUUUUAUUCUCACCUACCAGCUCUUUUUGAAGAGGAAAAACAACGCCUCCUUAAUGACUUUGAGGGAAACUUCAUUGCCGUGAUUGCCGAUGAAACAGCCGACUUCCAAAACAGACCAGUUUUCAACAUUUUAUUUCAGGUGCUCAAGGUACGUCCUCCUAAACAUGCUGACAUUCCUGCACCACAGCUAGUAAAGACAGUGUGCCUGGGGAAAGUUAAUCAUGCUACCAUUUCACAAGCCUUGAUUUCUUGUAUGGUGGAAUUCAGCAUCCCACUUGAGCGAAUAUUAACAUUUGUAACAGACAGCACAAGCUACAUGGUGAAGGCUUGGAACGAUGUGCUUCGCAAUCUGUGGUUAAACUGUGUACACAUUUGUUGCUAUGCACAUAUAGUAGCUCUGGCAGGAAAUACUUGGCGAGAUGCCUUCAAGCAAGUGGAUCACUUUGUUGCUUUGAUGAAGUCACUUUUAGUGAACGCUCCAGCUUGUCGUGCACGGUUCUUGAGAUACCUGAAGGAACAGUGUGUUGAUUCACCAACACUUCCACCCAAGCCAGUUGUGACCAGGUGGAAUACAUGGUUCAAUUGUGUAAAGUACCAUGCACAACACUAUCAGCUCUACCAUGGGUUUGUGGAGUAUGAACGAACAGAACAAGGGGAUACAACUGUUCUGCGAGAACUAGCCAGCCUGUUAGCAGUAGAAGACUUGCACGCUGAUCUGAAGUAUAUUGCAGAAAACUGUGGACGCCUGGUGACAGCACUGAACAUUUUAGAGUCCCAAAAACGUCAAAUACACAAAGUGUACAACACUGUCCUGGAUUUAAUUUCAUGGCUAGAGCAUCUUGCAUCAUCAACUGAUAAUGCAAAAGGGUCCGUAGCGGCUCAAAGCACUGCUGAUAAACUAAGACAGUACAAUGUAAAAAGUAAACAGCCAGCAAUUGAUUUUCUUCGUGCUGUUCGUGCACUGGAUCCUAAACAAAUUGGCGCUGUUUAUACAGAUUAUGAAACUGUGAAACCGGAAUUAAAGCUAUCCAGUGAAUGCAAUAUGGAAUGGCCAGUGUAUUUAGGUCUUGUCAAAGAUGGGUUUAUAGAUGUUGAGGAUCCCAUUCAGUUCUGGAUGGCUGUUGAAGAUCAUGUUCCCAACCUGGCAAAAUACGCAGUGGUUCUCCUCCAACUGACUGUAAAUUCAGUUGGUGUGGAAAAAAGUUUCAGCAAACUUGGGAUUCUUUUCAGUGCUCAGCACCAGUCUCUGACAGAGGAAAAUGUGGCUGGAAUGCUGCAACUCUAUUUUAACAACCCGGACUAACUCAGAGGGAUUAAGUUUUCUGUGCAUUUUUAAAAACACAGCAGCUAGAACUUGGGUCAGAGCCCUGGACUAGCCUGAGGACUUUCUGUUUAUUUAAGAGGGAGAAUACCUUACAGGUAUUAGUUCUGUACUUGAAAGGCCCAGCCAGCCAGUUUCUUCUGCAGAGUCUUUGAUUCUGCUCCAGGGUGCAGUGACUGGCAGAGAUCAGCAGCCAUCAGGUAGGAGCAAGGACCAACGUACCCCAGCAGCUCACCGAGGGGCAGGGACUGCCCCCUAGGAGUAGCUUGAAUCACAGCAAGGGCUGGUGCACACCAGCAAUUUGUUGAGGAGCAGGGACCCCCCAAGAGCACCUUGCAUCCCAGUGAAUUUCUGGAGCUCACUGAGGAGCUGCCCCCCAGAGCAGCUUAAAGGGCUCGCUGGUGGCCCCUCUAUCCAGCUAGUUAGGGUGAGGCAGUAUAGGGUGGUAGGCCCCAGGGCUCCCUCCACUUGGGUUGACCUCCCAAGUCCAGAGUGCUUGGGUUUGGUAGAAGCUCACGGAAGGGUGGGGUGUGGCAGGGCACUCCUGGCACCUGCCACUUCAGGAGUAAAUCAGGCUCCAGGAGGCAGUCUUUGGGGAAGCUGCUGGCUGUCAGGCCAGUCACGUGACAGUUUAGGGGUGGGGCUAGCAGUCUAAGCCCCAGCCAGAAGGCAGAGCAGAUGGUUUGCUGCUGGCCAGGUAACAUCUUUUGGAAUGUGGACAGGACUGUAGGAGAGGUGGAGGUCCCAAUAGACCCAGGAAGAAGGGCCAGGAGUCCCUGGAAUAAUUGAGUGGCCCCAGGAAGGCUGAGGAGAAUGGAGAACCCAGGUGGGGCUGGACUAUGGAACUUAAGCCUUAAAGUUUAAAAGUGCUUUAAGCUGUACUUUGUGUUUCUUUUCUAUUUGUCCUAUAAUAAACCUCGCUUUUGUUGGUAUGUUGCUUGCAAGGGAGAAAUCUGUUCAUUUAGGACACUCCAGUUUAAAUCUAGUUAUCCCAGGUUUCUGGGUGGGGACUCAAACCAAAACUAAACUUAUUUUGCACCCUUCCCUCUUCCUCCCCCAACUUGAAUCUGACUCUUAUUGCUGCCAACAGGCACAGGGAGCAGAACAGCAGAGGCCAGCACUGCUCAGAGCCACAAAGCUGCAAAGGGGAUGGCUGCAGCUGGACCCGUGUCCUGGUGCAGGGCAGAAGCAAGUGAGGGACAGGCAGGGGCUGUGGAUCAGAAGUCAGGGGCACUGGUAGAGUUGGAGGGGAUGUGGCUUGAGAGUGAAGGGCAACAGCAUGGGCAGGGCACCGGCAUGUCAGAGGUGCUCAGUACCAUAAAGCAGCAGGGGGGACAUCCACAGUUAGACCUGUGUCCUGGUGCAUAGGGGGAGCUGCUGCUGGGAGGGAAGGGGGGGGGUAGGCAAGGGCUGUGGGUCAGGAGUGAGGGGCACCCCUUGGGAAUGAGAGGCAAUGGCAUAUCAGGGCUACUUGGUGUUAAAAAGCAGCAGGGGGGACAGCCACAGCUCGACCUGCAUCCUGGUAACUGAAGGGGACAGGCAGAGCUCUGAAUUUCCAUGAUAAACUCAAAUGCCAAAAUAUAUAGGUAUUUAGAAUUUAUUUUACUGUAAUGAUUGAGGCACUGGUAGGCUUUCAAAUUGCUUUAAAACUGUAAAUAUAUUAAUAAAACAUUGUGUUCACCUGAUACACACACAUACCCCCCACAGUGGCGUUUCAUUUUAAUCACAGAACAACACAGAUUUGGAGGCGGGUUUAUCAGAGAAUUUAGGAUUUUUUUUUUUAACAGAGAAAAAACCAGGUUCCCUGAUGAUGACAUUAUUCUGUUUCUAAUGGGUUUUUGAUGACAAUUAUAUUCCAGCCAUUUCCCUUAUAAAGCAGCUCCUCUCCUGCCCUCCUCUUCUACUAAAAGUUAAGGCUGCUGGAGUGAGUUUUUAACGUUUUGACGAAGACAGUAAAAAGAAGUCCUAAGUUUGUUGUGUAUGGAGACCUAAUAACUUUUUAAGGAAUAAAAAAUAAUCAUGUACUUAAAAUCAAGGAAUCCAGGAUUUCUGUAGUUAAUAUUGAGAGGAAAUUGUGGAUUAUAACAUUUUAGUUUACUGCUGCAUGCCAUGAUAUUGCUUAUCUUCCUUAAAAUUCUCAUAGUCAUAGAAAGUUAGGGUUGAAAGGGACCUCAGGAGGUCAUCUAGUCCAACUCCCAGUGUGUUGGAUCUUCCCACACAAAUGGUGUUAAAGCUGCUAUGGAAGGAAGAGUUUACAGAUUUUUUUUUUUUUUUUAAACAACUUCAAAACUUUCCAAAUUAUACCUUCAGAACUAUCCAGAUACUUAUGUUUUUCAAUUAUGCAGCUGCUUUUAACAGUGUCACCAUUCAAUGUGUCGUAUUGGUCAGAAUUUAACAAAUUUCUAUAAUGAUUUCUGAGUUGCAUUCUCUUUUCCCUUGCACAUUAGUUCAGAGGACUGCAGCCCAAACCCAGCCCACAGAGCCACUGAAUCCAAACUGCAGAACUUUAUCUGUGCCCAUUCCACACGAGGCAUUAAAGAGCUGUGCCAGGUCCAGGUAGCUGAAAGUUGGACCUGCAUGGCUGCCACUUCUCCCUGUCCCUUCUUCCCCAGCUGCAUCUGCAUCACAGCCAAGAGGCAAAGGGGAUAGGAUGGGAAGAAGUGGUGGCAAAACAGAUGCAGCUUCCCACUGGUGGAAAGCUCUGUUGGGGAUGGAAGCUGCAUCUGUGGAAAUACAGGGAAGAGAGAAGUGGCAGCGCAGGCAUAGCUCUCAGCUACCUGGCCACUGAAGGUGCAGGCAAAGGUCACCCCUGCCCAUAUGAGACGAGUCUAUUCUGGUCUGUAGCUUGUAAAGGCUGUUGGCUGCUGCUUUACACUAUUUGCCCAUCACAGUAAAUCUGAACUCCUCUUACCCACCUUGAUAAUGGAGAUUAUAAGUCUAAAUAUAUUGAUGUUACAGUUUUGCGUAAAGCAUUCUAAAAUGCAUCCAAGUAAGGGCCCUCUCUACAUGUGCAUGUGAAGGCACAAUGGGAUCUAAUGCUUGAUCCACACAACAGUGCCUGCUGCCACUUAACGUAUUUGGUUUUGGCACAUUUGUUUCAGUCAUCUUAAGGCAAUGUCAUCACCAAUGUGAGGAGCCUGAAGGCCACCAGGUAGCAUUGUAAACGAACUCAAGUCAACAAUGUGGGACAUGGUUUGAAUUUGUCCACAAGGGCAUUUGUUAUUGUGGAGGACCCAUUGGUAUAGGUUUGAGGCACAGUGACCCUGUCCAAUUCAAAAACGCUUGAGAAGUGCCCACUAACAGUGUAGCCACUUAAAUCCUGGUUGACUGAUGGUAGGGUCAGAGAUAAUGCAGUUGAUUGACUGGUGCUUGUGCUGACCAUUCUUCAUGCCAUUAAGUCAGGAAAAGUCAAAGGGUGGACCAUAUUGGGUGUCUUGAGGGAAGCCAAGCUAUUUGUGGGUGAAAUAUGUCUCAGUGCACUGGCAGCGUAGGUUUAUUCCUGAGUCUGGCUAGUAAACUUACUUCAGCAUUUGUGCAGUGGAGAUGAGGGGAAGCAAUGUUACUGAGGUCUGGUAACCAUGUGAGUGGAGUGGGGCACAGUGUGCCUGACACAAGAUGCAUUGUAGCAUGCAGUUGCGUGUCCACUAGUGUGAUGAACAAGCCUAUACAGGGGGCAGUAUUCUGCAACUGAAAACAAAAGUAAAUGAACGUAGCAUGGAGGCUUUGGCACCCCAAGUGGAGCCUGCAAGUUUGGCAAGUAGGUUAUUCCUUGUUUUAAUUUUCAAAGCAGUUUUCUGGAGAUGUGAUUUAUAAGUUAAAGUCUGGUCAAGGGUGAAACAAAGAUAAAUUGGGUGCAUUUCGAAUUUGAGAGGCUGACUGUUUAAAGUGAUAGUGAUGUCAAGAUUAGGACUGGAAUUAAGCAGAUGAGAAACACUGGAUUCAGUCUUUGAGAUAAUCGGUUUGAGGCACCAUUUUAGUCAGUACUCUGACAUCAGUCUCAUGUCUCCAUCAAGUGCGAGUUCCACACUUAAAGUCACAAGCUUGAGUGGCAAAGGCGCUCUCAUCAGCAUAAACAUUUUUUUUUUUUUGAUCUAGUCACAGGCAGAUCGUUAAUGUACAGGUUGAAAAGGAGAGGUGCCAGUACUGAUCCCUAAGAGAGGCCAUUGGCGCAUCUCCAAGAGCUAGUUCGCUUGGCCAGGUUAACUCUAAAGUGUCGAUCAUGUAGUAAUAGUUUGACUAGAUGAGUGACCCAGUGUGGCAGAGUUUCUGAUAUUUUUGCCAAAAGACUGGUAUGCACAUGUGCAUGGCAGGAGGUGUGAUUGUGGGCAUCAGAUCCCAUCACACCUUAUUGCAAGUGCAGGAGGAGCCCGAUUUGGCUGCUGCAAAAAUGUUUCACAGACCCCUGGGACUGGAGAUUGUAGCCACGCCUUGUGGAAGCAUGCUGCUGGAAUCCAGUAUCCACACCUGCAAGACCAAGGUCUGCGUGCUCCUAGGAACCAAAAUUGGCAGCUGCUGGGGCUGAGUCCGCUCAGUUUCUAGUCGCAGCUGGGCAUUGCACAUCUCUGCUGAUGAGAGCUCUCUCAGCUGAUGGGGAGACCCUGCUGCAGGUGCAAAUUAGAGCUGGAUAGCAAUCAGCUCCAAAGUUUGUACACCUUUUCAGGUCUAACUUCAUAGCUGGUUGGAGCAUUUUAUGGUAUGUUAGGUACUUUGCACAUGAAGCUGGUCUCAAAGUAAUUGAGCAAUUAACCACUUCAUUGCGUGUUGUGAUACCUGUAAUGUAUAGGGGGGCUAAGAUGCAGGAAACCUUGAAUUAGGCAUUCAUGUGAAACAUUUUGGAAACUAAGAAGUAUUAUAGUCUUUUAAAUCAUGCAGUACACCAUGAGUUUAUUCUUGAACAACUAACACAGAUAUAAGUUUAACUACUGCCUGUUUCUGUAAACUGUAUUCAAAUAAAUGGUUAUAUUUAAAGAAUAAUUUUUUCAUGUUUGUCUUACACUUUUUCUCCCUGCUUCCCUGUUUCUGUGGUUAUUGGCACUUACAUUCUUUUGUAUGGAUCCAACUCUUCUUGAAAUCAUGAUGAUCUCCAGUAUGGUAGAAAGGGCAGUAGAUCCAUGUGUAAAUUUUCCAGCUCUAUGUAGUACAGUAAGUAUAUGUAUGGGUACAAAUACUUAGUUUUCAGAAAUAAGAACAUCCUCUGAAAGAGAAUAAAAGUUCUCUUUUUAUCUCCCUUUUACAGUGAGAUCUCCAAAAGCAACUUGAGAAAAGUGAAGAAACCAUUAUCACCUAAAAUCCUGGGUAGAUUAUUAUGAAUAUCUGUGUUCCAGAACUCAUAAAGGUAGCAGCUUUUGGACUCUGAAUAUGUUCAGCUUGGAAUAUAAAUGUUUCAAACUUCCGAACAGCAAUAACUCAGUUGAGUGUUUCACAAUUUCAGUCUUUCAGAAUUUAAAGGCAGGCAGGCAAUUCAAGGAGUCCAUUUUUCAGAGCUUUUGUUUCUAGACUUGUGUGCUAUGCAGCAUUUUGGGGAAAUGACCUAGUUUUGUUUAUGAAAUAAUUGAAAUGACUGUAAAUUUAUUUUUUUAUGGACAAAAAAUUGCUUCCAAAAAUGUAGGUUCUGUUUUAAAACAGUUUGGAACAAAAAAAAGCAAAAUGUGAUCUUAGUAGAAUGUAAUAAUUAAAAAAUGCACUUUUAAUUCUGAAGCUGCACUGUCACUAAAUACAUUUGUGAAAUGUAAGGAUGGAUAACUUGCAUUGAAAGUCUUGUACUUGAGACUAAAACUUGUGAACAUCAUGAAAAUUUGAAGCUAUGCCUUAUACUGUGUAGAUGCUGUUUGCAUUAUUUGCAUCCAGCUCUGCAUGUAACUGUGGUUUGAACAUUGAAGUUGAAGUUGCUUUCGUGUACAUAUCUGUAUCAUAUUUAUAUGGUCAUUGUUGUAGAUUUAUUGACUAGAUGAAUCGCACUUCUGCCUUUGUACAGUAAAACCUGAAAUAAAGUUGUAAAUAGUGAA
This is a messenger RNA of Alligator mississippiensis (American alligator), 8871 nucleotides long. RefSeq names its product E2F transcription factor 6 (gene E2F6). The coding region runs from base 395 to 2848 and encodes 817 amino acids. Gene Ontology annotation, biological process: regulation of transcription by RNA polymerase II. Gene Ontology annotation, molecular function: DNA-binding transcription factor activity, RNA polymerase II-specific; protein dimerization activity; RNA polymerase II cis-regulatory region sequence-specific DNA binding. The record is from RefSeq and is a predicted model, not a curated record. Gene Ontology annotation, cellular component: RNA polymerase II transcription regulator complex. NCBI's taxonomy places the organism in Eukaryota, Metazoa, Chordata, Crocodylia, Alligatoridae. The transcript is spliced from 8 exons.